AUGUCUUACACCUGCUGCCAGUCCAGCCUGAGCUGCCGCUCCAGCUGCUCCUCCCGGCCCUGCGGGGGCUCCGGCAGCCACAGCGCCUUCAAUGGCAACGAGAAGGAGACCAUGCAGGUCCUGAACGACCGCCUGGCCAGCUACCUGGAGAAGGUGCGCCACCUGGAGCGCGAGAACGCGGAGCUGGAGUCCAAGAUCCAGCAGCACUGCCAGCAGCAGGUGCCCUACGCAAGCCCCAACUACCAGUCCUACUUCCGCACCAUCGAGGACCUCCAGCAGAAGAUCCUGAGCGGCAAGUCUGAGAACGCCAGGCUGGUGGUGCAGAUCGACAACGCCAAGCUGGCCGCCGACGACUUCAGGACCAAGUAUCAGACUGAGCAGGGCCUGCGCCAGCUGGUGGAGUCGGACAUCAACGGCCUGCGCAGGAUCCUGGACGAGCUGACCCUGUGCAAGUCUGACCUGGAGGCCCAGGUGGAGUCCCUAAAGGAGGAGCUGCUGAGUCUCAAGCAGAACCACGAGCAGGAGGUCAACACCCUGCGUUCCCAGAUUGGCGACCGCCUCAACGUGGAGGUUGAUGCUGCCCCCAAUGUGGACUUGAACAGCGUGCUCAACGAGACCAGGAGCCAGUAUGAGGCCCUGCUGGAGACCAACCGCAGGGAUGUGGCUGAGUGGUUCGCCACCCAGACCGAGGAGCUGAACAAGCAGGUGUUGUCGAGCUCUGAGCAGGUGCAGACGUGCCAGGCAGAGAUCAUCGAGCUGAGACGCACGGUCAAAGCCCUGGAGAUUGAGCUGCAGGCCCAGCACAACCUGAGGAGCUCCCUGGGGAGCACCCUGACGGAGACUGAGGGCCGCUACAGCUCCCAGCUGUCCCAGGUGCAGUGCAUGAUCAGCAACGUGGAGUCCCAGCUAGGUGAGAUCAGGAGUGACCUGGAGAGGCAGAACCAGGAGUACCAAGUGCUGCUGGACGUGCGGGCCCGGCUGGAGAGCGAGAUCAACACGUACCGGGGCCUGCUGGAGAGCGAGGACUGCAAGCUUCCCAGCAACCCCUGCGCCACCAGCAACGCCAGCGGCGGCUCCUGCGGGCCCUGCUACCCCUGUGGCCCGCGCCCUCGCUGCGGGUGCUAG
This is a messenger RNA of Condylura cristata (star-nosed mole), 1125 nucleotides long. Its product is annotated as keratin, type I cuticular Ha1-like. The transcript is spliced from 7 exons. The record is from RefSeq and is a predicted model, not a curated record. The coding region runs from base 1 to 1125 and encodes 374 amino acids. Lineage: Eukaryota; Metazoa; Chordata; Mammalia; Eulipotyphla; Talpidae. Gene Ontology annotation, molecular function: structural molecule activity.